This is a messenger RNA of Penicilliopsis zonata CBS 506.65, 783 nucleotides long. RefSeq lists its product as hypothetical. Lineage: Eukaryota; Fungi; Ascomycota; Eurotiomycetes; Eurotiales; Aspergillaceae. Bases 1 to 783 code for a protein of 260 amino acids. Gene Ontology annotation, molecular function: oxidoreductase activity. The record is from RefSeq and is a predicted model, not a curated record. The transcript has a single exon.
AUGGCCAAACUCUCCAACAAACGCAUCCUCGUCAUAGGCGGCACAUCCGGGAUCGGUCUCGCCGUCGCCAAAGCAUCCCUCGAAACAUGCGCCAAAGUGACCAUCGCCUCCUCUUCACCGGAGCGCGUAACAUCCACCGUGGAAAGUCUGAAGGCCGAGUUCCCCCAUGCCUCGAUCACCGGCCACGCCUGCGACCUAUCCAGCGAGACGGUGGAAGCCGAGAUUGAAUCUCUCUUCGAGAAGGUCGGCACCGUCGACCACAUCGUAUAUACCGCGGGGGACAAGAUCGCAGCGACGCCCGUCGAAGAAAUCACACGCGAGAAAAUCAUUGCAGCAGGCCAGUUGCGCUUCAUUGCGCCGAUGCUCGUCACCGCAAAGGUCGCGAGUAGCAUGAAACGCAGCGAUCGAUCUCCGUAUCUCUCGCCCGGCCCCGACUCGUCCAUCACAUUGACUACAGGGACCGCCUGGGAACGUCCCGUCCCCUUCUGGACAAUCACGGCGUCGUACCUAGGCGGCGUGGGCAGUAUGGCGCGCAACCUGGCGCUCGAGUUGCGCCCUGUGCGCGUCAACGUCGUGAGUCCCGGGCUCGUCGACACUGAAUUGUGGGAUGCUCUCUUGUCGGAGGAGCAGAAAGGGGAGCUCUUCCAGGAGGUCAAGGCGAAGAAUCCCACGGGCAGAGUGGCUAGACCGGAGGAUGUCGCAGAGGCGUAUCUCUAUCUGAUGAGGGAUGUUAAUAUCACGGGCAGGAUUAUCAGUUCUGACUCGGGGGCGUCACUUGUGUAA